Synchytrium microbalum is the source of this 774-nucleotide messenger RNA. RefSeq lists its product as uncharacterized. The transcript is spliced from 6 exons. The coding region runs from base 1 to 774 and encodes 257 amino acids. Lineage: Eukaryota; Fungi; Chytridiomycota; Chytridiomycetes; Synchytriales; Synchytriaceae. The record is from RefSeq and is a predicted model, not a curated record.
AUGAAUAGACCUUCUCACCGCGAUGAUAUGCUACUUAUCAAGGUGGAAUCCAAAGGGAUCAGGACCAAUAUCGCUCUACCUCCACUUGUUAUGCCUGUGAGCAGGAAGAAGCGCAUCAUCCUUGAAGCUGACCGAGCUGAAUCAGAUCUGCGAGACAUGAAAGCACAUCUACAUAAACUACAUGAUCAAGAAAAGACAUUGACUCAUUCCGUUGAAUCAAAGAGACGAGCUCUUGAAGGAGCCAAAAGCCAAUCACAGCUACUCACAAACGAAUCCCUAUCUCUUGAAAUACAAGCCAGCAAAUCCCUGUCUGAUUUCCAGGACCUGGCAACAUCGUUGGGGACUCGAGAUGUUGAGUUGCAAAAGUUGUGGUUUGAGUGGAGGGAUUUGGUCAAGACGUGUCUUGUGAGUGAUGGUGGAGAUGAGAACGUUGGGAAGGGUGUUGAGAGGGUUAUGGAGAAGGUUGAGUCAGUCGACAAUCACAUUCAAAGGUUUCUGACACGUUGGGAUGACAAGGAUUCAAAAUUCUGGUUUGACUUGGACUCUGCGAUGCCAUCAAACUCUACUACUACACCACUCGCACCUGAGCCUUCAGUGAACACGAAGAAGAAAGGCGGUGGAAGGAAACAAGAAGCAAAUAUUUCAGAAGCUGUAUCAGGGUUUCUUGACAAUCAAGAGUCUAUUGUUCGACAAGCGUUGAAGGAGGAUCAGACUAAGGUUGUUGCGUUGAAGAAACAAGUAAAAAUGUUACAGAAUUUGCUUGAUGGGAUGUGA